This is a messenger RNA of Cyphellophora europaea CBS 101466, 1263 nucleotides long. RefSeq lists its product as uncharacterized. Lineage: Eukaryota; Fungi; Ascomycota; Eurotiomycetes; Chaetothyriales; Cyphellophoraceae. Bases 1 to 1263 code for a protein of 420 amino acids. The transcript is spliced from 3 exons. Gene Ontology annotation, biological process: ubiquitin-dependent protein catabolic process. The record is from RefSeq and is a predicted model, not a curated record. Gene Ontology annotation, molecular function: ubiquitin binding; ubiquitin conjugating enzyme binding. Gene Ontology annotation, cellular component: cytoplasm.
AUGGCAGACAACAAACCCGCCUCUCCGGUAUCACCCUUCAAACCCUCCGAUGGUCCCCCAGAAUCACCCACGACCGCACGUCCACUUGAUUUCGAUAGCGACCAGGAAGGAGGCACAUCCACGCCGACAGGCGCCAAAUCGGAGAAUGCUCCAAACCCACCACCGAAAGACGAAGCCCCGCCAACCAAACCCCCGCGACCGAUGGGUGCCAGAGAACAAGCCGAGCUGACUUUGCGAGAGGCGUUCCCUGGAGUCGAGGCUGGAGUGGUGAGAGCUGUCCUUACUGCCAGUGGUGGCCAGGUUGAGCCUGCAUUCAAUGCCCUUCUCGGCAUGACAGAUCCGGAGUCGCAGCGCGAAGCAGAUCCGCCAGCGAUGCCCCCUCGGCCCCCUCGUGGAGCCCCCGCUCCGCAAGGCCAGAUGAGCCAGAUGGAGGCCGAUGAGAUGUAUGCUCGGCAGUUGCAAGAGCAUUAUGGCAACUCUGAAUCACGGCGUCCGGGCGUACACAAUGAACACCUUCAAGGAUCAAGACAGGGCCGGCCAGGCUCUAACCCAAAUCCCGACGACGUGCCAUGGAGAAGUUUCAUCGAUGAUGAUCUGCCCGAAAUUCGUGACAAUAUUCGACAAGGAUUCCUGGAGACCCAGAAGACUGUCAACAGCUGGCUUACAACCUUCAAGAAGAGGAUAGACGGCGAAGAUGACGACCAGGAUUUUGACAGACAGCCAGCUCGACCUGGGCAAACAUACGGACAGCCACAAGGUGGCCGUCGGAGUGGCGAGACCCGACGAAGUGCUGAUAUGCAGAGAUACGAUGCUGAUCCUCAGUUGAUCGGAGACGACUUCUCUAAGCUCGAGCUCCGUGACGGCGACCCUCCCCCACGUACCUCUAGUCGACCCCUGGCCAAUCCAAAUCUCUUCAAGUCUGAUGGUCAGGCACGUAAGUCACCGACAGGCAGCGGCCGCAAAGUAUCUUUCCAGGACGGUCCGCCUGAGGAGAUUGGUGACAUGUAUGCUGGCAACGACAAGCCCACCACCACGAGUGCGCAGGCGCCAUCUUCUGGGAAGUCUAGCAAAUGGCAGCCCUUGUCCCAAGUUGAACCAUCACCUGUCGACAACGAUCCUUUCAGCCUUGGUGACAGUGAUGAUGACAAAGAUGCCAAACCGAUCACCCUCAAAGAUGAUGAGGAGGACGAACGGGUCAAGAAAGCGACGGGCGAGGCAAUGAAGGAUAGCUUGGCGAGUGAGACCAAGAAGGAGACUGCCUGA